Messenger RNA from Dioscorea cayenensis subsp. rotundata (Guinea yam), 5979 nucleotides. RefSeq names its product transcription initiation factor TFIID subunit 1-like. The record is from RefSeq and is a predicted model, not a curated record. Gene Ontology annotation, biological process: RNA polymerase II preinitiation complex assembly; transcription by RNA polymerase II. Gene Ontology annotation, cellular component: transcription factor TFIID complex. Gene Ontology annotation, molecular function: TBP-class protein binding; RNA polymerase II general transcription initiation factor activity; RNA polymerase II general transcription initiation factor binding. NCBI's taxonomy places the organism in Eukaryota, Viridiplantae, Streptophyta, Magnoliopsida, Dioscoreales, Dioscoreaceae.
AAAAACCUCAAAUCGGGGGUCUUGAGGCGUCUCCCCACUCCCUUCUCUCUCUCUCUCUCUCUCUCUCUCUCUUAUCUUCAUCGUCUCUCUUCCCGUGAUUUCUCCACGAAGAACCAUCGGCGGCCAAAGAUCAACGCGCGGUUGAAAGCACAACCGUCACCAUGGCGUCUCAUUAGCACUACUGCUCCAAAUUCGCUCCGUCAAAGAAUCAAGAUUAGGGAUUUUGAGGUUAGGGUUGGGAGAGUAGCACGUUCGGAUUUGUUGAAGAUUUGUGUUGGGUUGGCGCAAACAGUGAUGAAAACCCAGUGAAAAAAUAGGAGAAAAUCAAAGGAAACAUUAGAGAGAAAGGAAUUCCCGAGAGAUUCUUAUUGAAGACAGAGGAGAGGAAGAAGCGCAAGUUGGGAGUUGAAGUUCAAGAAUAUUAAUUGAAUUUCAUCAAAGCAGAGGGCCACUUCCUCCUGGUGGCAUGGAGGAAGCUUCAAGUGCUGCAUCAUCAGAUGGGCGUGAUGAAGAAUACGAGGAAGAUUAUGAUGAGGCUGGUGGUGGAAAUCGACUUUUAGGGUUUAUGUUUGGCAAUGUUGAUUGCUCUGGUGGUCUUGAUGUUGACUACCUUGAUGAGGAUGCAAAGGAGCAUCUUGCUGCUUUGGCUGACAAGCUGGGCCCUUCUCUUACGGAUAUUGAUUUGACAAAGUCAUCUCCAGCACCAACAGACAUUUCUGAACAAGAUUAUGAUGAGAAGGCUGAAGAUGCUGUUGACUAUGAAGACAUUGAUGAACAGUAUGAUGGCCCAGAAACACAAUCCGCUACUGAAGAAGAUCACUUGCUGCCAAAGGGGAACUACUUUUUGUCAGAUACUACUGUAGCUAUUUUGAAUCAAAAGGAUUCAGUGUUUGAUGAGGAAAACUAUGAUGAGGAUGAGGAACUUGUCAAGGAAGAUGCCGUAGCUGGAUAUGUUGAACCUUCAUCUGCAGGCCCUCAGGAGGAUUUAGUCCCUGUGAAAGGUGUGGCUCCUGAUGACAUUGCACCUACUGAGUCCGCAGAUGCUGAACAUAUGUCCUUUGAGUUGGAAGAUUUUCAGGUACAUUCUGUCUCUGCGCAAGACCAGGCUGAUUCAAGACGUGAGAUUUCGCUUCCUGUGUUGUGUGUAGAGGAUGGAAUGUCGAUUUUGAGGUUCUCUGAGAUUUUUGGUGUUCAUGAGCCCUUGAAAAGAGCUGAGAAGAAGGAACAUCGCAGACAUUUUUUGAGUAGAGAGCGGGUCAAGAAGAUGGAUUUUGGUGACUUGAAUCUUAGAUCAGCUUUAGUUGAUGGUGAUGGUGAUGUUGAAGAGGCAGCGUCAGAUGCUGAUAAGGAUACAACAGACUUGUGCAUAUGUGCUCAACCAAUGAAAGACCUCACUAGCACUGAAACAACUACAGUGCAAUUGUCUUCCUUCUGUCCUAACUUUUAUCCUCUUGAUCAGGAUGACUGGGAAGAUAGAAUACUUUGGGGGAAUUCACCCCCUUCUGCUAGUGCAGCAAGCUGUGUGAUAUCUGAGCAUGAGGAUGAACCUAAUGAUGCUGACCUAGGUGAAUCUGAUCGAUAUAAUGUUCAGCUGGUUGAGAAGGACGAUGGUAUAGCUAAUGAUCCUGUUUUAGUGGAUUCAUUUGGCUCUUUAAACCCGUCACCAGCAACCUAUCUUCGACCUUCUGAAGGAAGUUAUCAACCUCAAUUAGUGAGAUUAGAAUCUUCUUUUAAGAAGACUCAAUUAAGGACAGAAGAUGGGAGUGCGGAAUGUCCUAAUCAAAAUGUCUUGGAGCGUUUUGACCGGCUCUCAUUGAUGAACAAGGACUUUUUGGAAGGCUCCUGGUUGGACCAAGUUAUCUGGGACCCAGAGGAAUCUAUUCCAAAACCAAAGCUUAUUCUUGAUCUUCAGGAUGACCAAAUGCUGUUUGAAGUUUUAGACAAUAAGCACAGUGAGCAUCUUCUUUCUCAUGCAGGUGCCAUGUUAAUCACUCGUCCUUCAAAAACUUCAACAGGAGACUGCAUUGAUCUUCAUAGCCAGGGAAUGGCGUCUGUUGGUCGAUUUAAUAUCUCUAAUGACAAAUACUAUUCAAACCGUAAGACUUCUCAACAAGCAAAAUCGCACAAUAAAAAGCGUGUCUCACACGGAAUCAAGGUCAUGCAUUCAGUACCUGCUUUGAAACUUCAAACCAUGAAGCCCAAGUUGAGCAAUAAGGAAAUUGCCAAUUUUCAUAGGCCGAAGGCACGUUGGUAUCCUCAUGAAAAUUCAGCUUUUGCGAAGUCACAUCGAACACUAGGUUCCCAUGGAACAAUGAAGAUCAUAUUGCUAAGUUUGGGAGGGAAAGGAAUUAAACUUCAUGUUGAAGCAGGCGAAACUCUGUCAUCUGUUAAGUCAAAAGCUUCCAAAAAAUUAGAAUUCCGAUCAACUGAGAAGGUGAAAAUAAUAUAUUCUGGAAAGGAACUUGAGGAUGACAAGUCUCUAGCCACACAAAAUGUGCAGCCUAAUUCUGUACUUCAUGUUGUGCGGACAAAGAUUCAUCUAUGGCCUAAGGCUCAAAAGUUACCGGGUGAAAAUAAGCCUUUGCGACCUCCUGGGGCAUUUAAGAAAAAGUCUGAUCUUUCUGUUAAAGAUGGACAUGUCUUCCUAAUGGAGUAUUGUGAGGAGAGACCUUUACUUUUAGGAAAUGCUGGUAUGGGAGCUAGACUCUGCACUUAUUAUCAAAAGUUUGCAUCUGGUGAUCAGACCUUGUCAAGUUUGCGAAACGGUAACCAUGGCAUGGGCAGUUUGCUCACCCUUGACCCAGCUGACAAAUCUCCUUUUCUCGGAGAUAUUGGUCCUGGUUGCAGUCAGUCAUGUAUUGAAACAAAUAUGUAUCGUGCACCUGUGUUCCAGCACAAGUUAUCAUCUACAGACUAUAUUCUGGUUCGUUCAGCAAAAGGAACACUUUCUCUUCGACGGAUAGACAAAUCAUAUGUUGUUGGACAACAAGAACCUCAUAUGGAAGUUCUUUCUCCUGGGACAAAAAAUGUUCAGACAUAUCUUGUCAAUAGGAUGCUUGCCCACGUCUACCGUGAGUUCCGGGCCAAAGAGAAGCCUGGUUCCAUUCCUUACAUUCGAGCAGAUGAGUUGGCUAUGCAAUUUCCUGGUCUGACUGAUGCUUUUGUAAGAAAGCGAUUGAAACAGUGUGCAGAUUUUAAGAGAGGUGCAAAUGGCCAUUUGUUAUGGGUGAAGAGAAGGGAUUUUCGUAUUCCAUCGGAAGAGGAAUUGAGGAGAAUGAUGACUCCAGAGAGUGUUUGUUCUUAUGAGAGUAUGCAAGUGGGGCUUUACCGGCUCAAACACUUGGGUAUCAGUAGGCUUACUCACCCUGUUGGACUUUCCUCUGCAAUGAACCAGCUUCCUGAUGAAGCCAUUGCCCUGGCUGCUGCAUCACACAUUGAGAGGGAGCUGCUGAUCACUUCAUGGAAUCUUAGUAGCAAUUUUGUUGCUUGCACAAAUCAAGAUCGAGAAAAUCUCGAACGCUUGGAGAUAACUGGUGUUGGUGAUCCGUCUGGUCGUGGUUUGGGAUUUAGUUAUGUCCGUGUGUCUCCCAAGGCACCAAUUUCAGGUGCAAUGGUGAAAAAGAAAGCUGCUGCUGCACGAGGAGGUUCAACAGUUACUGGAACUGAUGCUGACCUCCGCAGAUUAAGCAUGGAUGCUGCACGGGAGGUUCUCGUAAAGUUCAAAGUGCCAGAAGAACAGAUUGAAAAGUUGACUAGGUGGCACCGGAUAGCCAUGGUACGCAAACUUUCAAGUGAGCAAACUGCAUCGGGGGUUAAGGUUGAUGCAAUGGCGCUCAGUAAAUUUGCACGUGGCCAGCGAAUGUCAUUUCUUCAGCUUCAGCAGCAAGCUAGAGAGAAAUGCCAAGAAAUAUGGGAUCGACAAGUUCAAAGUCUUACUGCUGCUGAUGGUGAGGAUAACGAUAGUGAUUCUGAAGCAAACAGUGAUCUAGAUUCAUUUGCUGGCGAUCUAGAAAAUUUGCUUGAUGCUGAAGAAUUUGAGGAGGAAGUGCAUGCAUAUUCUAAAGGAGAUAAACCAGAUGGUGUUAGGGGGCUUAAAAUGAGGAGAUGCCCUUCUCAGGCUCAAACAGAAGAGGAAAUUGAAGAUGAUGAAUUGGAAGCUGCAGUUAUGCGCAAAUUGCUUGAUGAUGAUGAUGCUGAGAUAAAGAAGAAGAAGCCCACCACCACCAUAUUCCAUAAUUCUCACCAAGGGAGUGGAGGAUGGCAAAUGAUGAAUGCACUCCACCUUGAUGCCCCCAACUCCAAAGAAAUUACAAUGCAUGAUUUUUAUGAGGGUGAUAGGUUUCUUUCCGAGAGUAAUGCAUCUGUGAAAGUCAAAAGCAAGAAGGCUUAUGAGAAGAAUGACGAUAUAUUCUUAACGAAGAAGAAAAGUGCAUCAGCUAAAGAUGGGCUUAAGGUUUUCAAGGAAAAGAAACCAACUGACAAACCUGUAAGAGAGAGUUUUGUCUGUGGAGCUUGUGGACAGCUUGGACACAUGAGGACCAAUAAAAACUGCCCAAGGUACGGAGAAGAUGUGGAAACUUCUGAACUGGAAGGUGUCUCGGGUAGACAUAAUCGUUCCGACUCUGCAGCUCAAGUUCAACUCAAGACUGCUGGUAUGAAGUUAGCAUCCAAGGGGACUUUCAAAAUAAGCCAGGCAGAAGCAGCUCAAAAUGUUGAGCGGACAGGAUCUAAAUCUCAAGCAAAAACCCCGUCCCUCAAGUUCAAAUGUGGCCAACCUGAGAAAUCAUAUGAUAAGAAUUUGUCUGAAACUCAGACUUCGGAUAGGCAGAAUUUUGCUGAUGCAGAAGUGGAGCCUAAACCAUCUGGAAAGAUUAAUAAAAUCAAAUUCUCAAAUAAAUUGAAGUCAGAUGACACUCAGCAUGAACUACAGAAAUCAUCUUCCUUAAUAAUACGUCUGCCUGAGAAAGACCAAUCUCACAAAAGAAUUGUUAUCAAGCAGUCAAAAGGAUCGACUAGUGCUGAGCACAGCAAGCAGUCUGUCGACUCUGGGUUUGAUCGUGAGUCCAGGAAGAUGAAGAAAAUAGCUGAGCUAUCAAGUUUUGAUGGACAAAGACAACAAGGAAACCAGUGGGCUGUCAAGCAGGAGACUCUGCGUGACAGAAGAAUGUGGGAUGAUGAACAUAAAAAAGGAAAGAGAGUGAGGAUUGAGGAAGAGAGAAGUGGGUGGAUGCUUGACAAGAGCAGAAGUGUGCAAGAACAACAAAGAUUUUCUGAUAGAAGAUAUGCGGGAGCUAUCCAGGAGGAACUGCAAAAGGCAAAAAAGAAAAAAAAGAAAAAGAAAAAGCAUGAUUUUAGGGAUGAAUAUUUGCUGGAUCAUAGGUCAUACAGAAAUGACAGAAGGUUACCUGAAAGGGACCGAGCAGCAAAGCGACGGGCUAUUGUUGAUCUGGAAAAAUCAGAAUAUGCUUCAUCAACGAAACGACGGCGAGGAGGAGAGGUUAUUUUGUCCAACAUAUUGCAGAGUAUAAUAGAUAGUUUGAAAGAGAACAUGGAGGUCUCAUAUUUGUUCAUUAAACCUGUGACAAAGAAAGAAGCACCCGACUACUUCAACAUCAUCAAACGGCCAAUGGAUCUCUCCAGCAUCAGAGAUAAGGUCCGAAACUUGGAGUACAAGAACCGAGAGGAUUUCAGGCAUGAUGUUUGGCAGAUCACUUAUAAUGCGCACAGGUACAAUGACGGUCGGAACCCUUCCAUUCCACCACUUGCUGAUCAGCUUCUUGAGCUCUGUGAUUACCAUUUGGAACAGAGGCACAGGGAAUUGAGUGAUGCUGAAGGUGGAAUCUGAGAAGAAUUGUACAAAUAUUUUCAAAUCUAUUGAGUUAAUCUAAAUGAAUUUUUGCUGUAAUUAGUUGUAGAAAUAUUAGUGAUAGGCAUCUUCCAAAAUCUGUAAAGGCCUUUAUUAAAAGCUGAUUUAAUUUA